AGUGAAAAUGUUAAAUUGGGUUUGUAGAAAAUUCACAGCUGUUUUCUGAUGAAAAGUGUAUUUUUUUUUUUGUUCUGUUUAAGGUGUGAAAAUCACCAUGAGAAGCUCAGUGUGUUCUGCUGGACCUGCAAGAAGUGCAUCUGCCACCAGUGUGCCCUUUGGGGAGGAAUGCAUGGAGGCCACACUUUUAAGCCACUGGCAGAAAUCUACGAGCAGCACGUCACCAAAGUGAACGAGGAGGUGGCAAAGCUCCGCAGGAGACUGAUGGAACUCAUCAGUUUGGUGCAAGAAGUGGAGAGGAACGUGGAGGCCGUGCGCAGCGCCAAGGACGAGCGCGUGCGGGAGAUCCGCAACGCCGUGGAGAUGAUGAUCGCCAGGCUGGACACUCAGCUCAAGAACAAGCUGAUCACUUUGAUGGGUCAAAAGACAUCGCUUACUCAAGAAACUGAACUUCUGGAAACUCUGCUUCAAGAAGUAGAACAUCAGUUACGAUCCUGCAGUAAGAGCGAGCUGAUAUCCAAGAGCUCAGAGAUCCUGAUGAUGUUCCAGCAGGUCCACAGGAAGCCCAUGGCCUCCUUUGUCACCACUCCUGUUCCCCCAGACUUCACAAG
This is a messenger RNA of Empidonax traillii (willow flycatcher), 611 nucleotides long. RefSeq names its product E3 ubiquitin-protein ligase TRIM37-like. Gene Ontology annotation, cellular component: aggresome; peroxisome. NCBI's taxonomy places the organism in Eukaryota, Metazoa, Chordata, Aves, Passeriformes, Tyrannidae. The transcript has 5 exons. Gene Ontology annotation, molecular function: tumor necrosis factor receptor binding; zinc ion binding; ubiquitin protein ligase binding. The annotation marks the transcript as partial. The record is from RefSeq and is a predicted model, not a curated record. Gene Ontology annotation, biological process: protein autoubiquitination; negative regulation of centriole replication.